GGAGCCGUUAUAAUACAGACUAAAUCGUUAUUAAUCGGGAUAUAUUUCGAGCAGGGGUUUUCCAAGAAGAACAAUGGCGAUUUGAAAGUUGAAACAAAACUCUGGCAUCCAUUAAAUAACUUUUUCGCACGUUGGUCUCCUUAACUCACGUUUUAGUAAAAAAAUUUAAUGCAAAAGUUGUACGGUUUAGUAUACAGGGUCAGCCAACGAGAGAGUAUCUACCUAAUUGGUUUCGAAGGUUAUGAGAAAAUGAAUCAGUUUGGAGCUCCCUCUGAUGCGCACUGACCCCCGCCCAAUAACAAAGUCUGUUACGGCGAGGAACGGUGGUCGAAAAAAAGGCACUAUGUGAUUGGUUGGCCGCGAAGCUCCUCAAAUGUUUAACCCGCAACUUAGACAAUGAUAUCGUCGGUGUAUAUCAGAGCAUGUUUCUGGGUUAUCGGCUUCUCCUCGCUCGCGGGGUCCCUCCCCUGGGUAGACCAGUCCCUGGAACGAUUAGACGAGCUCAACGACGCUGAAAUAUACAAUGCGGUGGUGAAUUCCAUGAACGAGUGGCAAAGGAAACACGACCUCAAGAAGUCGACGAACAGGACCAAGAGGGAAGAUGCGAGCAUAUGUUACCCGGAGCUGGGGUGUUUCGAAGCUUCCGGCCCUUUCGGAUACUUGGACAUGCUUCCCAGCAAGCCCGAGGAGAUCAACACCAAGUUCUUGCUGUAUCCGGCCAGAACGCGAAGGAGGCGUAGCAAUUCCGCGCCAGCCGAGGUGCCUUUUGAAAAAAUCGAAGACGCCUUCGAGUGGGCAAAAAGCGGCUUUAACGCGAGCCUACCUACGAAGGUGCUCAUACACGGUUUUGGCAGCGACUGCGGAUACAUCUGGGCUUACGAAAUCCGGAGCGCGCUCAUGGCAGUGGAAGAGGUGAACACGAUCUGCGUGGACUGGACCAACGGUGCGGCGUUGCCAAACUACGUAAAGGCGUCGGCAAACACGCGUCUCGUCGGCAAACAGCUGUCGCUGUUGCUGAGCGGCCUGGUCGAAAAAAACGGAUUGUCUCUGAUCACUACCCAUCUGAUCGGGUUCAGUUUGGGCGCUCAUAUUGCCGGAUUCGCGGGAGCAGAUUUGAAAAAUUUGAGCCGUAUUACGGGUUUGGAUCCAGCGGGACCGCUGUUCGAGUCCCAGGACACUAGGGCGCGUCUGGAUCAGACAGACGCUGCCUUCGUUGACGUCAUACACAGCAACGGUGAAAAUUUGAUACUGGGCGGGCUGGGUUCGUCACAGCCCAUGGGCCACGUCGACUUCUACCCCAACGGAGGUCGGAUGCAGAAGGGUUGCAGCCACUUGUUCGUCGGAGCGGUCAGCGAUAUCAUUUGGUCGUCAGCGGUGGAGGGCAGAUCGUUGUGCAACCACCGCAGGGCGUACAAGUUCUUCAUCGAUUCGGUUUCGCCUAGGUGCCAUUUCCCGGCUUUCCCUUGCGAAUCCUACGACCAUUUCCUUGCGGGAAAAUGUUUCCCAUGCACCGAGGAAAGUAAGUGCGGCAACAUGGGGUACUAUGCGGACCGCUCCAAGGGCAGGGGGCAGUUGUACCUGAUUACGCGUGACGAGGAACCUUUCUGUGCGCAUCAGUAUUUGGUGAAGCUGGAAACCGAACCUGGUCCGUUGCCGAUCAAGAGCUAUGGCAAGAUCCAGAUCACCCUCAUAGGUGAAUCCUUCCUCAACGAAACGUUCAUGAUGACGAGAAAGGAAGAUGAAGAAAUGAUCUUGGGCGAAUCGAUAUCGAGGAUCAUAGUGCCUCACCCCAUACUGUCACAACCGACGAAAAUCGAGAUACUCUAUACCGCUUACAGCGGUUGGUUGUCAUCUGGACUGACCCAGUGGAAGAUCGACAAGGUAAUGCUGAUGGACAGCUUUGGGAAAAUCUCGUCGGUGUGCAAGCGCAACCUCAUCCUCGACUCUGGCGUGGCAGUCAUCUUGCCUCUCUACCCCGGCGAGUGCGAUCCGCCGAAACACAAACCCGACAAGCAGACGGUCGACCAACGUAUGGAGCGGCCUUUCAACAACACUUCGAAGGAGAUGUUCGUGCCGACGCAAGUGAUCCGGGUCGGUUUGGACGAUCAAGAGUACGAACCGAACUCUUCGGAGGCGGUACCGUUCAGGAACGACCUCACCGACGAUAACGACGAAGCGGAAUCGAGUCGAGCGUUCAACACGAGGAUCGUCAAAGCCGACGAGGCUAGCAAACACCUCGCAGACGACAACGGGUUGAUCAGAGAGAUCGUGGAGCCGGUUUUAAAGCCCCAGUCCUUCAAGAACGCGAGGGCUCACGACCCUGCCAAGACGAAACCGGAGAUAACUGAGCCGAUCUUGGGACCGACUACGUCGAAGUCUCCGAAGACGACGACUUCUGCUACUACGGAAACCACCACCACCACCACCACCACGACCACCACCACUACGGAGGAGAAUAAAAUCGUGACGUUCUACGACGCGGACUGGGUGCCCCACAGGAGAGACAAGUGGAAGCGAGAAGACGAAUCGAAGGCUAUCAAGGGGUUCGAAACUUCACGUGGCGAAGACGCGAUCGGCUCGAUCGUGACGACGGUGCAGUUCCUGCCUCAACGGUUGGCGAGGAUGUUCGAGCAGGCUGAGAAGUACGCCAGGGACACCCUGUUGCCUUUCGUCAGUACUUACACUCCGAGGUUCAUCACCGACAUUAUCAGACCCAGGGAGAGCCCCAGGUACGUGCCUUUGAACUACGAGCCGGAGGAGGAGACCGCGAGGGUCGCCGAUGAGGGCGUCAACGGGUUGAGGCCUGCCGAGAGCAGGAAUAUCAAGGCCGGCGACUUGGAAGCGACUACGACCGCGCAGGCGCUCACGCAUAUACAGAGGAUCGAGAAGAGGACUACGACGACUACGACGACGGCGACUACGCAAAGCCUUCCGACUACUACCACCCCUUCCAUACCUCGCGACAACUCGCACUUCUCCAUCGAUUGGGGCGACAGAUUCAACAAGUCGGAAAAACGAAAAAGGCAAAACGACAAUUCCCCUCAGUCGACGCCGAAUUUCAACCCGAUCGACACCAUAGUAAACAGGUUUCAAAGCCUGCCCGACGGCCUCCAGAGGAUGUUCAACCGGGCGGAAAAAUACGCCAGGGAACGGAUAUGGCCACUGGUCGACGGCUACGUCGACGAGUUUGUGCGAAACAGGCAAACGCCUCGGGCUCCCGCCAAAGCAAAAAUCGACUACACCAAGAACGAAUUAGACUCGAGAGUGGUCGAAGUUUCGACCGACGACGCCUACGUCGUGCCCUACUUCAACGACGUGCGAACAAUUCAAAAUGGCGACGAUGGUUUCGCACCGGAACUCGUGCUGAUUACGCCGAAAGUGACGCCCAAGGCGAUCACCUCGACUACAACUUCGACGAUAACGAAUUACGAGGCGACAACUGCGAGUACAACUUCGAUGGUGACUCCGAAAGUGGUAGACGCGAUUACAACUUCGACGACAAUGAAUUCGGAACUUGUAAACGCGAAUACAACGGCUACAAUGAUGAACUUCGAUGCGAUAACGGCGAAUACAACAUCUAACGUGAUAAACUCGACAAUUGCGACGACAACGAAUCCGGACCAUACGAAAGCGAGUACAACUUCUACAAUAAGGAAUUUUGAAACGACAACCGAGAAUACAACAUUUAACGUGGCUUUAAAAGUGAUAAACGCGAAUACAACUUCGAUGACAACGAGUCGAGAGGCGAAUACAACACCUAAUGCGCGUACAACUUCGAUGAUAACGAAUGACGAGGUCACAACUGCGAGUACAACUUCGAAGAUGACUUCAAAAGAGUCUAACGAGAGUACAACUUCUACAGUAAAGAAUUUUGAAACGGCAACCACGAAUACAACUUUUAACGUGACUUUAAAAGUGUUAAACGCGAGUACAACUUCGACGGCAACGAGUCCGGAGUAUGUAAACGCGAAUACAACUCAUUCAAUAAGGUAUUUAGAGGCGACAACGCCGAAUACAACACCUAAUGCGAGUACAACGUCAACGAUAACGAAUAACGAGAUAAUAACAGCGAGUACAAAUUCGACGACAACGCAAACGACCACGACAACCGCUGUGAUGAGUACGAUUACGAUUCACACCUCCGAUGUAGGUUCGAGUGCAAGUACUAAGCCUCCAAGACCGAUCAAACCGGGCAAGUACGCGAAAAAAUCGCACAGUCACGUGCAAAAAAUACCGAAAAGAGGCGAGAAAGUGACGUACAAGUUGCCCAAAUUGAUCGAGAUAGUGAUCGAUCCGAAAGAUCUCGAAAUUGCGACUUUCGUCGCGACGACGACGACGACGACGACGACGCCGUCGCCCAGACCGUACUUGUCUUAUAUUCAAAAAAUACCCAAGAGGGCGGGCUAGACAUUCAGAUCGUACCUGAAAGAAAUAUUUUAUAUUAUUGUAUAAAUAGAUUUAAUAUGAGAUAUAUAUUUCGAUUUUUUGAAGUUAACGUCGUUACCAAAAUCGAUCAAAUCAAUUAUCGGGCGAUUUUCCUUCUUACAUUUCCGAAAAGGAGAGGAAAAUUUUCGAAAAAUAUAUAUGUACAGGUUGUCCCAAAUUCGAGAGGGACUAUUGGGAUCUUAGAGGUCUAAAAUACGAAUUUUAAAACAGUUUCAAAUUCCAGAGCCUUCUGAGGCAAAAAUUCAAAAGUCCCAAAAGUGUUUAGUUUUUCCAAAAAAAAAAGCUAAAAAAGCGAAUUGAUUCGGAUUGUUUCUAUUUUUUCUAUGUUUCGUUAAUUUUUUUGGGGGUUUUAUUUGAACCCAGUUCUCCCGUUUUAAAUAGGUGACUACUAAAUUUUGAACUCUGUUUUCCUGUUAAUAUACUUAUCUUAAUUUUGUAUCCAGAAAUUGUUGGUCUGCGUGAAAAAAACUUUUACUAAUUUUGAUCGAUAUUGCUAAAUUUAUUUAUUUAUUAGUCUACAAUAUCGGGUAAGCUACUAACAUCUAUAUGUAUUGUACAAAUUAUGUAAUAUAGAUCUUAUAA
Cylas formicarius (sweet potato weevil) is the source of this 5028-nucleotide messenger RNA. Its product is annotated as mucin-2-like. Gene Ontology annotation, molecular function: lipase activity. The transcript has 13 exons. The record is from RefSeq and is a predicted model, not a curated record. NCBI's taxonomy places the organism in Eukaryota, Metazoa, Arthropoda, Insecta, Coleoptera, Brentidae. Gene Ontology annotation, biological process: lipid metabolic process. Bases 397 to 4407 code for a protein of 1336 amino acids.